This is a messenger RNA of Linum trigynum, 2426 nucleotides long. The record is from the annotation of a GenBank genome assembly. NCBI's taxonomy places the organism in Eukaryota, Viridiplantae, Streptophyta, Magnoliopsida, Malpighiales, Linaceae.
CACUCUACUUUCAGAUGGAGAAGAUGGCGUGAUACCCUACCGAUUCACUUUUCAAGCAGUGCAUAGAGACCUCGUUCGGUUGGGAUUCGGCGAGGAUGGGUUCGUUCGAAACGCUGUGGUCGAUAUGUUCGCCAAGUUCGGAGACAUUGUUAAAGCUCAGAGUAUCUUCAACAAGAUCGGUCACAAGGACACUUAUCUCAUGGAACUCCAUGCUGACUUGCGUACGUUCGUCAUGGCCUCGCAGCAGAGGCAUUCCGUCUCUUCGGCAGGAUGAUUCACGAAGACGUUGAACUCGUCUCUGUCACCCGAGGAAUGCAGUGGGAACUAUUGAUCGUCAAUUCCCUGAUCGUCGUCUACGUUAUUGUGGAACUCCAUCAUCUCCGCUCACAGUAAACCUCCCUGAAUCGCUGCCCUACUUUGGAGAGAUGGAGACGGAAAAUGUCAUGCCGGACAAUAUCACGUUCGUGGCCGCGCUAUCGGCCUGUGCUCAUAUGGGUAUGGAUGGUGGAGGAAGGGGAGAGGCCGAGACGCUGUUUUCUCUGAUGGUGGAGAAGUACGCGAUGAAACCCAUCAUGGAGCAUUACGCCUGUAUGGUGAAUCUCUAUGGCAGGACUGGGUUGAUCGGUACGGCGUAUGACUUUGUGAUAGGGACGAUGGCGUUGGAAGCUGGACCGACUGUGUGGGAUGCUCUGUUGCAUGCUUGCUGUGUAAAGAUUGGAGAGGUUGGUAGUGAGCACAACUUCGAACUUCUGGUUGAGAUCUGUAGCGACGGUGGUCGGAUGGAGGAUGCGGAGAGAGUAGGGCGGAGAAUGAUGGUUGAUAGAGGGCUGUCAAUGCAGGGUGUGCAACAUAGUCCAUGAAACCGUAUCGGGAAGGUCAGCGCCCAGCAGUGUCGGUAAGGUAUUUUGUGGUAAAACCGUGGUUUAACCGUAGUUCAACCACAAUACCGUUAAAUACCGCCUAUCAAUUUAGUCUUUAAUACUGAUAUUUUGUGGUUGAACCAUUGGUACGAGGACCAUGGUGUGUAAAUGGCAAGUUGGCUAUGUUUUAGUUUUACUAUGGCCAUAUUCUUUCCUUUUCUCUUACCCUAGCUAACACUUUGGGGGUAGUCAGCUGGAUCCCAAUUCGUUAUGGCGCUCACACAGUGGCGGAUUCAGAAUUUUUUUACAGGGGCGUCCUCUUUAAAAAAAUAAAAAAUAAAAUAAAUAAUUCAUAAAUAAGAAAAUACAUGACUAGUACAAACUUUAACAAAAGGCCACGACGUGUUUUCAUAUUCUGAAAAAGAAUAUAAAAUAUACUCGACGUCUUCACUGCUCAACAAAUCUAUAUAUCAUACUAGACAAUAAUAUACGAACUGAUCCAAUAUUCGAAUUCUAACCUUGUUCUUUAUGUAUCUCAAAGUUGAAAGACUCUUUUAACUCUUGUUGUGUAACUAUACAAUCAAUUCAAAUUAAGGAUAACCCACAAUUAGUUUAGUUGUUAGGUCUUGAAAAUAGUUGGGAAUAAGCAAUAAUGUUUUUACUAUUUCUUAGAACAAGAAAUGAGCUGCAACCUAAAAAAUAUGUUUAAUAAUAAUAGUGUCCUAAGUUUGAAUAACACAAACUACCAUUUAUAUUUUUUGAAUCUUACACAAACUACUAUCAACAGUAGUAUAAUCAUUUUUUUACAACAAAUCCACUUCUAUUUCAUCCCACAGCCAUUCCAGUUCCAUUCAAAGCUGAAAAAAGAUUGCAGAGUUUGCUUCACAUCUGAUAGUGAUCACACUUGGAAACAGCUCAAAGCUGUGAGCAUAGAAUUGAGGGAUGGUCUGACAAAAGCUGAAAGAGUGACGAACGGCCCCGACACUUGCUAGCUCAUUUGUGACAAGUGGAUAAUUAUGAAGGGUGUGGGUGGCUGGCCAUAAUUUUCUGGUGAUAGUUGGUACUAGAUGAUGGGUGUUUUUUUUUUAUAACCCAGGAAGCUCAACCCCACAUGUCACUUGAUCUACUAAACCUGAGGAGCACCUGUACAAGACACAACAUUGGGAGACUUCGUUCUCGGCAUUCAGGUAUUCCUCCGGAAACACACAAACGACACCGUUGGGGAUCGAACUCAAGACCUCUCACGUCCUGAGCCAACCAAACCAAUGGUUUCACCGCUAGGCUGUAUUACCUUUGGCUAGAUGAUGGGUGUUUGCUUGGUGAUUGCUUGCUCUGUUUCUUUCAUUUUGUGCAGAACUCUUCCUUUCUCUUUGAUUGGGCGUUUCAGUGCAAGGAAUUCAAUAGAAGAGGGGCCCUUCCGGUAAUUAUGGUAAUGGUAGGAGACAUGCCACCACUGGCUACAACCAAUGCUCCAUUCACAUGGACAAUCUCACAACGAGGUAACCUACCCCGAAGAAAUAAAUGGGCGGCGAUUCCGAAAUCAGACAACAAAUUUUUUUAAAAGUU